UGUGUUUCCUCCUCAGCCGCAGCUAUGAAAGUAAGACCGAACCGUCUUAUCCAUUUCUCUCUCCCACUCUCUCUCUCAAUCCUCAGAAUCCUCAGAAUCCUGGUUCGAAGAAAGGACAUGUCCGCCUGCAUUUGAUACAAGUAGCAAAUGGCAUGCCUUCUCCCUCAAUUCUUCAAGUGUCCGUCUGACACUGCCACCCUUCAUUUCAGGGCACCACCCCUUCAUCUGAAAGCCAGAGAGCCUGUUUGUUUCCGGCAAUGUGUGUCAUCAUCAACAACAGCAGUGAUUGGUGUAGAUAAUCUGAGGCUCCCUUCUUUGGAAGAUCAGUCAACUUCAUCAGCAGCUGUUAGACCCUUGACAUAUCUAGGAGCCAUUGGUCCUCCUGCAAAGUCUACUUUUGAGGCCACGUUGGCUUCGGAGUUACUUAUCACUGGUGAAGAGGCUGUAAUAGCAGCAGCUGCUGCUGAAGCAGUUGCUCUUGCUAAAGCAGCAGUUGAAGUAGCCAAAGAUGCAGCUCUGUUUGCCGGAACAAGCCCAUCGUUGAAGUCUGAGAAGCCAGAGGAUUUUCCAUCUGAAGCUGACAUUCUGCGACUUGAGAGGGCAAGACUCACAGAAUUGGCACGAGUUGUCACAACAGGCCAUUCCACCCCAGCUGACACUCAACCAGAGGAAGAAAAUGUUGCCCAACUUUCCACUAAAGAUACUGAAAAAUCUAAUCCAACAGAUAAUGAACUUGAACUCCUACAGAUGCAGCUCUCAGAGAGCAUAGCUGUGAGGUCUGAGCGUCAAACUGAAAGAAGAGCUAGAAGAGAAAGGGCAGCAGAGAAGGCUGCUGCAACUGUUAUCUCUGUGAAGUCUGGAUCCACUCCCCGGAAAAAGCGGUCUUCCAUACAAGAUAUAGAUUAUUCUGACCCCUUACGCUACUUGAGGGGGACUACAAGCACUGCAAGGCUUCUCACAGCUACCGAAGAGCUCGAGUUGUCAGAAGGAAUACAGGACCUAUUAAAGCUGGAAAAACUCCAGGAGGAGCUUGCAGAAAGAUAUGGAGGCCAACCCACCUUUGCUCAAUGGGCGGCGGCAGCUGGAAUUGAUCAAAAGACCCUAAGGAAGCGCUUAAAUUAUGGCAUCCGUUGCAAAGACAAAAUGAUCAAAAGUAACAUACGGCUUGUUAUUUCUAUUGCAAAAAAUUAUCAGGGGGCUGGGAUGAACCUCCAAGAUCUAGUUCAGGAAGGAUGUCGAGGCCUGGUAAGGGGUUCUGAAAAAUUUGAUGCAUCAAAGGGUUUCAAGUUCUCAACCUACGCACACUGGUGGAUUAAACAAGCAGUUAGAAAGUCUCUUUCUGAUCAAUCCAGGACAAUCCGAUUACCAUUUCACAUGGUUGAGGCAACCUAUCGAGUAAGGGAGGCUAGAAAGCAGUUGUACAGUGAGAAUGGAAGACAUCCCGAUAAUGAAGAAGUUGCGGAGGCAACUGGGUUGUCUAUGAAGAGGCUUACCGCGGUGCUACUAACCCCCAAAGCUCCAAGGUCUUUGGAUCAGAAGAUUGGGAUCAACCAGAAUCUAAAACCUUCGGAAGUGAUAGCAGAUCCUGAUGCAGAAACAUCAGAAGAUGUGCUGAUAAAGCAAUUCAUGAAGAAAGAUCUGGACAAGGUGUUGGACAGCCUUAAUCCAAGGGAGAAACAGGUAAUUAGAUGGAGGUUUGGAUUGGAGGAUGGAAGGAUGAAGACGUUACAAGAAAUCGGGGAGCUGAUGGGUGUGAGCAGAGAGAGAAUUCGGCAGAUCGAAUCCUGCGCUUUCAGAAAGCUGAAGAAUAAAAAGAGGACGAAGAGUUUAAAGCAGUAUUUGCUUUCAUAAGCAUCGUAGAAAUCCAGGAUUUUGUGCUGCAGAGAAGUAUAGAGAUUCAAGGCCUCUCUCCCUUUUGCAAGAAAAAGGAAAUUUGUCCCUUCCAUUCCUUCCCUUUUUGUAUUGCAACUUUAUUUAUUUCAGAAUCUGUGAGAUCAGUUGUGCAGAGAAACAGAGUCGUUGUCCGUCAAAGUACAGGUUCGAGAAUCAUGAGUCAUAAAUGCCCUGGUUCAUACCUUUGGAGCAUGCAUAAUGGAUCAUUUCAUUUCCUUCAA
Magnolia sinica is the source of this 2114-nucleotide messenger RNA. Its product is annotated as RNA polymerase sigma factor sigB. The coding region runs from base 148 to 1851 and encodes 567 amino acids. Lineage: Eukaryota; Viridiplantae; Streptophyta; Magnoliopsida; Magnoliales; Magnoliaceae. Gene Ontology annotation, molecular function: DNA-binding transcription factor activity. Gene Ontology annotation, biological process: DNA-templated transcription initiation; regulation of DNA-templated transcription. The transcript is spliced from 7 exons. The record is from RefSeq and is a predicted model, not a curated record.